Pomacea canaliculata is the source of this 8669-nucleotide messenger RNA. Its product is annotated as beta-hexosaminidase subunit alpha-like. Gene Ontology annotation, biological process: carbohydrate metabolic process; ganglioside catabolic process; glycosaminoglycan metabolic process. The record is from RefSeq and is a predicted model, not a curated record. Gene Ontology annotation, molecular function: beta-N-acetylhexosaminidase activity. NCBI's taxonomy places the organism in Eukaryota, Metazoa, Mollusca, Gastropoda, Architaenioglossa, Ampullariidae. Gene Ontology annotation, cellular component: membrane.
AUGUUUGUGGGCCUGCAUCUCGAGGGGAGUAAAAGGAUACUGGAGCGAUAGUGUACUGACACCUGCUGAUCCAACUAUCGAAUGGUUGUCUUAUUCCUUAGAGUGUUGGCGAAUGUAGGGCAGUGAGAGGGAUUAUGUUGGUCAUCACUCAUCCCUCCCAUCAACUCACAAAGGCUGGCAAUGAGAUUUAUUCCUUGGUUUUGACCACGCCAUCACGGAAGCCACAGGACGUCUGCUCACAGCUGACAGGAACUAAUCGCAACCAGAGGAGGAUUUAUCGUGCUGGAAAACAUGGUGGAUUGGUUAUCACUGUGAAUGCUGUCGCUGGUAAUUGCUUUUUCAAGCAGGUGAAGUGACAGCUUUAUUAUGGCGUUCACUGGGAAUACUUUGACGUUGGUGCUGUUGGCCGUCCUGCUGGUGGCUACCACCGCCGACUUGCGGCUGCGCGGGCCUAACCCACUUGCAGGAAGGGGACAGGAAGUUGAUGUCUUACUUGACACUAACAGAGCUAAGUCUAGAAUUCAGCCGCCUCAUCAACAACAAAAAGCUUCCCCAGAAAAGCAGGGAUUACAUCGGACAGCAGCAUCUGCAGCAGCCGGCUUGGAAGCCAGCAGGUACGACGCCUGCUCCUGCCCCUCCUCAGCCAGGUGAGAGGAUGGCGGGUGCAGCAAGUCACUCUCAGAACAUGGAGGCAGCCUUGAAGCUGCGAAAGGAGGAGAUACGCCUAGUGCAGGAAGAAGUGGCGAAGCAGAAAGAGCAGGCUGAGCAGCGGCAAGACCAGCAGCAUUGGGGAAUGCAGCAGCAGCAGCAACAGCAGCAGCCAGUGCAACAGAUGCAGCAGCAGAAUAACUUUGGCAACGUUGAAAAGGUCAACCAGAGUGGGCAACAGCAGCCGCAGGGACCUGGAGAGGAGCUAAAGAACCCUGUGCCGACCAAACGGGCGUAUCCCGUGCCAACUCCCAAGAGCAAGAAAACAUCAAUAUUCCUCACGGAGCUUUCGGUGUAGACAGCAAUAUCAAGAACGGGGACCGGGCAGGGCAAGGCGCCGCCAACCCUGUGGAAGUCCAGCCUCACGUGGUGGAGGUGGCACCGAUGGCGACAGCGCAAGCUGAGUCGAGGGUCAAGGUACCGGGGCUUAUCCAGAAUGUGGUUGCAGGGGAAGGCGUGAACCGUGUGGAGAACAAUCCAGCUAACGUCUUCCAGCAAAACAACAAUCCGGUCUUCCAACAGAACAACCCCCCGGUCAACGUCUUCCAACAGAACAACCCCCCGGUCAACGUCUUCCCGCAGAACCAGCCGCAGAGGACCAUAGGAGGCCUGCAGAUCAACUGGGACUGGGACGACUUCUCCAUCUCCUUCGAGAACUACGGAGCUGCGGAAAUGAAGGUGCGCCGUGCUCCACACCCCACGACAGGUGAACCAUGGCCGCUGCCGCAGUACUACACAAAGAAAGAGAAGACAGUCUUUACUCUGGACCCCAAAUUUUCCUUUAUAGUCACCGGUAACAUAACCUGUGACAUUAUGGAACAGGCCUUGAAGCGAUACAAGGUGCGUAUCGGAGACGCCGUGCAGGACAUGUACGACAACCUGCAGAACGCGGAGGGCACGCACCUGGAGGCCCCUGAGCCCAAGUACAACUCCCAGCUGUACCGCACGGCACCCAACAUCAAAAAGAUCGCCAUCAAGGUCCGCAGGCCCUGCACGGUCUUCCCAAACCUCAAGUCGGACGAGUCAUAUGAUCUGGUGGUCAAGAAGGGCUCAGCCUAUAUUUGGGCCAACGAGGUGUGGGGGCUGCUGCGUGGGCUGGAGACCCUGAGUCAGGUCGUCUGGCGCGGCAUCGAUGACAGGCUGUACGUCAAGGAGAGCAUCAUCAGCGACUACCCCCGCUUCCCGCAUCGCGGCAUCCUCAUCGACACUUCGCGACACUACGUCUUCAAGGAGGUCAUCCUGGACAUGCUGGACGCCAUGGAGAUGAACAAGAUGAAUGUGUUUCAUUGGCACAUCGUGGACGACCAGUCGUUUCCGUACCAAAGUCAGCUUUUCCCAGAACUCAGCGCAAAGGGUGCAUUUCAUCCAACGUUUAUAUAUUCCCACAAAGAUAUUACAGACAUCAUCGAGUAUGCCAGACUGCGUGGUAUUCGAGUGAUGCCGGAGUUUGACACCCCAGGACACACUUACUCUUGGGGUUUAAGCAAACCCGACCUUCUGACCCAGUGCUACGCAGGGAUGACGCCGAUCAAAGGUUACCUGGGCCCCAUCGACCCUGUCCGUAACUCCAGCUACAGUUUUCUCAAAAGCCUCUUCGGCGAGAUCAUGGGCGUCUUCAAAGACGACUUUCUGCAUUUGGGCGGAGACGAAGUGCCAUUGGGGUGCUGGCAGUCCAACCCUGACGUCAUUAAGUUUGGGGACCAGAUUUCUCGGCAGACAGACCGCACUGGCCGCUCUCAGCAGUCUUUCUUCGACACCACGUCUCCCAACAUCCGCCUGGUGUAUGAGUACUACGUCAACAGGUUGAUGAAGGACAUCAAAGACUCCGGCAUGUCGCGGGAAAAUGGCGUCCGAUUCGUCAUGUGGCAGGAGGUCAUGAACAACGAUUUGAAGCUGCCCAACGACACUCUGAUACAGGUGUGGAUGGGGGACAUGGCCGACGUGAGCCGGGCCAUCUCUCUGGGCUAUGACGUCAUCUACUCCACCUGUUGGUACCUGGAUCACGUGGAGUACGGCGUUAAGUGGCCCAAGUACUAUCAGUGCGACCCAGUCGACACCAGUUACGGUUACAGCAUCGACGAGAAGAAAGUGAAGGGAGGUGAGGCGUGCCUGUGGGCGGAAUACAUCGACAGCGAGAACCUCAUGCAGGUCACGUGGCCGAGGACGUCUGCCGUGGCGGAGAGGUUGUGGAGCAGUAAAGAGACGCGCAGCCUGGACGCGGCGGGCGAGCGGCUGACGGAACACCGCUGUCGCAUGCUGAGACGGGGGUUGAGCGUUGGUCAGAUCAGCGGGCCAGACUACUGCUACAGACGUGGCGUUAGUCGAGGCCGACACUCGGGAUCUGGUUGCCAAGGUGACGGAUGCAGGCCAGGGGUGGACGUGAAGGACGACGUUGUUUUGCGGAUAAAGGGAAACAACGUUAACUGCACGUGGGUGUCCCAUGUGAGCAGUAACGUCACCAUGCUGGCGAUAGUGGCCGUCAUCGCCUUCGUGGUGCUGGUGGGGCUGACCCGCACGUCAUCGCGCCUGUACCAGUUCCGAGUGUGCAAGAACCGCACCAUCCUUCUCGUCUUCCUUGCCGUUAUCUUCGUUUAUGUCAUGUGCUACACUACCAUGUGGAUGCAGGUGUCAUCGGGAUCUCUCCCCGUCACCCGCACCUCCUCGGAUGCUUCGGGUACCCCCUCUUCCUAGUGGCCGCUGACAGGACCUCCGGCGAAUAUGACCCGCUGAGGUUGUCAGAGAGAUGCGGGGAGAGAGAGAUGGGAAAAGGGAGCUUAGGGGAAAGAACCUCGAUGUUUUGGACACUGAAGACGUGCGGGACUCACUCCUCCCUAGGCGUCGCUUUUUUGUCUGGCACCGUGUCGCUUGGCCCCCAGUCCAAGAGGAUGGACCUUGCUUGUGGCGUCAGUGAUCAUCUGCGCGCCGCCCGAAUUUUGAGAACUGUGCCCCUCUCCGUCAUCUUAAGUUUUUAGUUGUAGGGGUUAUUGGUGUGGACAUUUUCAGGAUUUUAGUACGAUCGUUGGAUUCAUCCCUUCCGACCCAACCUCAACCCUCAUCAUCCGAUCCGCCAGAUGUCAGCAGCAGUCGUCAGAAAUGAAUGCAGUAUUGACUGUGGGGUGUUGACGGUCGGAGAUCGUAUUUCAGCGGCGCCUUACCCUAGGGAGUUACGCCUGGGUUCUCGAGUCAGUGGUCAACAAGACUAGCACUUGUUUCUACUAGUGAGUGACGUGUGAUUCAGUGACACUGGGAAAUGUGCCUACACGGUAUACACACAAUUUCUUCUGUCUCAUGGGCAUAAAAUCCUUUUAUUUUUAAAAAAAGAAAGGUGAAGUAACUUUGCAGCGAAACGCUUAAUGGUAACAGGAAGUCCCUACAGCCAGGUAUCAGCUUCUCUAAAGAUUUUUGGAGCUUUAUUUUUUUUUUUUUAAUAUAAAAGAUGUGCUGUUCAAAGCCAAGACGCAUGUCCAAAAAAAAAAAAAAAAGAAGAGAAGACACAUGAACUGUAUCCACACGUCUUUUCUCAAAAAUUAUGGGCAUUUAAGAGCGAAGCUGUGUGGAGAAACAGGAACACUUGCAGGUGGGGACUGUAAUGAAUGGAGACGUAGUUACUCUUGCGUGGAAUGGUAAAGUGGAAUCAUUUACAAUUGGAGAAAUGUGGGCAGGUAUGUGUGUGGAGAACAUGUGGAUGUGUUCGGAGACACCCAGAGACGUUCUUGUCUAGGAGGCUGUUGUACCAGAGAAGCAGCAGCGAACACGCAGUAAAGUAACGGCGCUUCAGUCAGGAGGGAUGGAGGACGAAGCCUUUCAGCGUGUCGUGGAGGGGAGGGACGAAUGUUCAAAGGCCAGCACUCUGUACCGAGACUCCCGCCAAACAGGGCAGGGCUUGCAGCAAGGCAAUUCGAGAAGACAGAGAAGUUGAAAAAAAAAAACAAGCAAAAAACGGUGCUUCAGCUGCUUUUUCGUGGAAGAGAUAAUUCAGAUAAUCAUUGAACAUUUUGCCAAGAGGUAAAAAUGAAACAAGAACUUCUGGGGUGUUUUUUUUUUUUUUUUUUUUUGUUAAACCUCGCAAGAGCAGAGUUUGUGUUCUUGUGACAAGUUUUGUGCAAGCGAUUCUUAGAAACUUUUAUUUUAACAGUGAGAACUGGAGACAGUGUAACCUUUGGUUGUCGUUUUUUUUUUUUUUUUUUUUCAUUAUUAUUUUCUUUCUGGCAUUCCCGACAGCUAUCUGUGAUUUAAAAUGGAAGAGAUCCUGCACUUUCGUCUUGAGGAGUCCAAACCGGCAUUCUGACGCGAUUAAGGCGAGAAAUCUACCGAUUGCCUGACUCGAUACAGUAUAUCUAUAUACACACAAGCACAUCACUCGCCCUGUGUCGGGAGCCGUUCUGCUCAGCGUCCUUCUGUCUUUUUCGUCGAGAUCCUCAUCUCUGCAACAUGGCGGCGACCGGAAAGACGAGGGCAUGGACUGAGAGCAGCUCACUCACCCUUUGGUGUCAGGAACGUGGACAGUGGCUAGUCUGACGUUCGCUACUUCUGUCACGUCAGCACCUUGCUCGUCAGCGACCGCAGGAACUGAACUGGACCGAAGCGACACGCUGAGUGCAGAUGGCGUGAUUUUCUUUGUCUAGACCGAUUUUAACAACAGGGUUUGGGUCAAAUGCUUCUAAGAAAGCUUGUGAUGUUUGCUUAACAUCCGAUACUUUUGGGUUUUCUUCUAUUAUUUGUUUUCUUCCCCAUGUCAGUUACCAUGACACCUUGUUCCCUGCUUUGAAUUCCACUCGAGGUUAAUAGUUCAUCACCAGAAACUCAUCUGACGUCCUUUGCUUGUAGUGAUGUGACGUGCAUGUGGCGGGAAGUUGAGGGAAGGGUGAGGGAAGGGAAUCGGUGUUUUACGGGAAUCCCGUCAGAGGGUUCUUCGACGGCAAGUUUUCUCUACAUAAAGCUUACAUCGAUUAAUGAAAUUACAUAAAAUUCAUCCCGACUAUUGACCUGCCAGUCACUAAAGGAUGGAAAGACGUCAGUGCAGUGUCUUAUCCAGAUUUCAUUCGUUUGCGGAUCGUGGAUGCUUCAAUCCAACAUUUUUAUUUAUUUAGUGGUUUUUUUUUUUCAUUUUGUGGACAACACGCUUAUUGGAUCAUUGACACAUAAGCAUUGUAUGUUAUUUUUAAAUCCAGGGUGACGCACGUUUGUUGAUGCAAAAGGACUGGCAGGGUGGCUCAGAGAUGGGCAUGUGAUGUAAUUAUAAAUAUUUCGGCAUCUCAUCAGACUGACUGUACAGCUUCCAGAUGCAUUCCUCGCAUGCAUGAUUUGUGUGUGUGUGAGAGAGAGGAGGAGAGAAAGAAAGAGCGUUGGAGAUUGUGGAGCGGUAGGAGAGGGUGUACACACAUGUACGUGUGCGCGCCUUUGUGUCUGUGUGUAUGCGCGCGCGCAUGAUGCGGAGGUCAGCUUAUUGGACAUAAUAUGACAUUGUGACUUGAUGGCAGUGUGCAGACUGCUUCAUCGCUCUGAACUCUUGUUUCAUAAUGAAACGAAUACACAAAAAGAACUGUACCCUCAUCACCCUCCUGUCUGUUUUGUAGAAAGUAACCGCGAGACCCGCCCUGUACCGUUGAAUGCAACUCAUCUGAAGCUAUUGGAUAGAACCUAGAGAUAGGUGUGCUUAAAAGCGGACUUGCCACUGUUAUCUUUCGUUCACUCUCAAGGCUACAUGAUUUUUUUUUUAAUAUUUUAUUUAUUUAUGCAUGAAAUUACUAGUGGUAAGAUGGCCGUGCGAUGGAAUCAACAAAAUCAGGUGCCGGGUAUCCAGUAGUUUCAGAUCAGUAAUUAAAAUGUUUCCUUACACUACGCAACUCGUGACCCUCGCACGGCAUCCAUUUUCGGAUGACGUGUGAUUGCACGAGUUACUCGGCUCUCCUGCUGUCGUCACGACCAAGGGAGACCACCUGUUUGUGGCGCCUAAGUUACCUGCGUAGCUCCCCUUGACAGUUGUUGCAGUUGCACAAAUCCAUUUCGCGGGUGGUUGUCUGUGAGAGAAUCGUGUGAAAAUGUAGAAAUUUCUGACUUGUAAACACUUUCAGUAUCAGCUUCCUUCUGUUGCUAACUACAGUCCCAACUCGCUGUCUCGCCAUCAUCCUUCCAAAUCAACUGCUUGGCGGGAGAGGCAGGAGUGACGACGGAAAGAGGGUGAAUGAACCAAUAUGAACUUUUGGGAGAAAAAGCCGUUCUGCCUUACCAAGGAAGGGUGGCUUGAUCACUUGACUCUGUGCAUCGAUGACGUCCUCUGUAACUCUGGCUGCUCUUACUCCUUACUGGCAUUUAAGGUAUACUGAGUUUCUGAAAGAUGGUUAGUCGUUCACGUAGUUUGUGGCUAAGUCGUCUCUCCUUUUCUUUCUCACGUAUUCAAGAGAGAGGGCGGGGAAAGCAGCAUCAUACAGAAUGCGUUAAGGUAAAGGUAUUCCCUAAAUCUUGCUGUCGUCAGCGAGUGAGAUGAAACACACUUUUUCAAGGGCCAGCUUUUAUAAGAACAUAACCUUUCUCCUCUCUCUUUCGCUGACUUUCCUUCCUUCCCUAACCACCCUAUAGUACUGAUCUAAGUCAGCUUGUGGAAAAAGUUUGCUGCGCCACACGGGUAUCGAUCCGGCGCCUCCAGGUUUGGAUGCCAGCGCCCUAGUCACUCGUUUUUUCGCUUUUCCAUAGGAUGCAUUAUAUGAAGACUGACACAGAGAUGAAAAGUAAGAGGUAGCGUUUUAUAUUUACGUUUUAUACAUACGAGUUCCUGAGUAUCUUAAAAGGUAAAUACAUAGUUUAAAUGAUCUGGUUUAGCGUUUCUCCUAAAUAACUUCACAUUGUGAUCGGUUAACACAGAGAAAUAAAUACUAAAAUUUCUCUUAAUCCCCCCAUAGUAAAAACAGUAUUCAAAAUUUUCUGAAUGAAAACAGCCAAGAUCUAGUGUGUACAUCAUAUAAUUUCAAAUGGAUUUAAAAUAAAUUAUUUGUAUUAGAAAAAAACUUAUAAAAAAUUCUGUUUGCGAAUCUUUAAAUGUUAGAAGGGAAUUACUGUUAAUAAACGCAUCUCGCUAGUGUUGGUGACACUAGUGUGAUGAGAACAUCUUUGUAAGAGUGGUCCUGUUUUUGUCCUUCAAAACUUUUCAUUAAAUCAUCUUUAAUGGACUUGUGACAUAAUGGUUCCCCCUCUCCUUCUCCCAACUAUUAUGUCGCUGCAUACUUUCCCUCUAAAUUAAAUUGGGGAUCUGCGCAUAAAUUUCCGGAGCAUAAUAUAAAUUAUAGAGUGAAAUUUCCAGCGAUCUGUGCUGGAGAAAGAAGAAAACUUCCAUUUUCGCGACCGCAGUUGUCAUAAUCGUAAAAUGAGUCAACGCCAGCUUCCAGUUCUUCAAAGUUUUAAAGUGAGGGGUCAGGAUAGGUUAUGAUAGAAAUGUUAUCACUCGAGGACAGCAGAUGGACAUCCCAACCCUUGUUGACAGUACUAUCUUGGCAGUCGUAAUAACUAUUGUGAUACAUGACGAAAACUAUGUCACCUCACUGUCUGUUUUUACUGUGUGGAAGAUAUCACUUUCCAGACUGGAAGGGUUGGGGGAGGUAGACUAAAUUCAAUAGACUAGAUUCAAAUAAUUCUCCAAGUCACGAAAAGUGCUGUUGUGUGUUGUAUAAAAUCUUCCCAGUUCGUAACAGUACUUCUCUUGAGCAUUUUCAAUUUCUUGGAUUGAGGGAGAGAAACCGCUAUUCCAUUUCCAGUAAUAUUAUACUUAUACUUAAUAAAUACUUACGGAAAUUAUACUUAUACUUAAUAAAUACUUACGGAAAUUAUACUUAUACUUUAUAAAUACUUACGGAAUUUUGUUCCCUUCCUCCGUCAUUUGUGAAGAAACAGGCGCAUAGUGUUCGAAAUGGAAAAUAUAUGACUAAGUAAGAAACGCCGUGCGACGGUCCUCCCCCGCUCCAAAAAAA